GUCCGACAGAUUAGAUUAAUUAGGGGGAUGGAUUAACGCGAAAUUACGAAACUACCCCUAAUCCGCCAUUAACACACACAGCUCGUCUCCCUCACUCUCUCUACACACCCUUACAAGCCAAAUGCUGACACUGCGUUUGCGUCUGCGUUUCCUUCUCCUGCCGCUGCUGCUGUUGGUCGCCGUCUCUUCCGGUGAAGCCUCCGUCACGGAUCUCCCCACGUUUCGCGAAGCACCGGCGUUUCGAAACGGCCGAGAAUGUCCGAAAACGACGUGGUCGGCUACGGAUCGGACACACAAUCCGUCGAUCAUCCAUAUCGCGAUGACCCUCGACGCGAUUUACCUCCGCGGAUCAGUCGCCGGUGUCUUCUCCGUCCUUCAACACGCAUCUUGCCCUGAGAACGUCGUCUUCCACUUCAUCGCCACCCACCGACGCAGCGCCGAUCUCCGCCGCAUCAUCUCCUCCACCUUCCCUUACCUCGCCUUCCAGAUUUACCAUUUUGACCCAGCCCUCGUCCGUGGCAAGAUCUCCUCUUCGAUCCGUCGAGCCCUCGAUCAGCCCCUCAACUACGCUCGGAUCUACCUCGCCGAUCUGCUUCCGACCGCCGUCAAACGCGUAAUCUACUUCGACUCCGAUCUCGUCGUCGUGGACGAUGUGGCCAAGCUUUGGAGCAUCGAUCUCCGGCGACACGUGGUCGGAGCGCCGGAGUACUGCCACGCGAACUUCACCCACUACUUCACUCAGAGGUUCUGGUCGGUCCCGGCUUAUGCGGCGUCGCUUCGGGGAAGACGGCCUUGCUACUUCAACACGGGCGUGAUGGUGAUAGAUCUGGGGAAAUGGCGUGAAGGAAGAUUCACGGUGAAGCUCGAGAUCUGGAUGAGGAUCCAGAAACGACACCGUAUCUACGAGCUUGGGUCUCUGCCGCCAUUUCUGCUGGUCUUCGCCGGAGAUGUGGAGCCGGUGGAGCACCGAUGGAACCAGCACGGUCUCGGAGGCGACAACCUCGAAGGGCUUUGUCGGAAUCUGCACCCAGGUCCGGUGAGUCUGCUUCACUGGAGUGGGAAAGGGAAGCCAUGGCUGAGGCUGGACUCCAAGCGACCUUGUCCGUUGGAUUCACUGUGGUCCCCAUACGAUCUGUACCAUCACACACCGUUGAUCUCCGACAGCUGAUGGAGUGCUGACGUGGAAGCUGACUGGUAAAAAAACAAGGAACGGCGAGAGCUAAAUUUCGGGGCCGUUAAAGUUUUGUCGUAUUGACUGCCGUGAAUUCAGCUGGAUUUCAUCGGUGGAAUUUGCCACGUGGCAGUCAAUCGUGGCGGGACUAGUGUUUGAUCGGACGGUGGAUAACCGGUCACGGAACGUAUUCGACGCGGGUUAUUGUAUGGGUUUAAAAUACAUUGAUAAUAAGAUAUACCAUACGACGUCGUGUUGUUUUCCAUGUACGUAAAGAUCUAUUUGUGAGAUUCUGUUAUGCAAUGUGAUCAUCAUCAUGUUCUUCAAAUAAUUAAGUUAAAUUCCUUUUUGAUU
This is a messenger RNA of Tarenaya hassleriana, 1525 nucleotides long. Its product is annotated as probable galacturonosyltransferase-like 3. The transcript has a single exon. Lineage: Eukaryota; Viridiplantae; Streptophyta; Magnoliopsida; Brassicales; Cleomaceae. Gene Ontology annotation, cellular component: Golgi apparatus. The record is from RefSeq and is a predicted model, not a curated record. The coding region runs from base 122 to 1168 and encodes 348 amino acids. Gene Ontology annotation, molecular function: glycosyltransferase activity.